This is a messenger RNA of Trachemys scripta elegans, 2519 nucleotides long. Its product is annotated as disintegrin and metalloproteinase domain-containing protein 18-like. The record is from RefSeq and is a predicted model, not a curated record. The transcript has 24 exons. Gene Ontology annotation, molecular function: metalloendopeptidase activity. Gene Ontology annotation, biological process: proteolysis; cell adhesion; binding of sperm to zona pellucida. Lineage: Eukaryota; Metazoa; Chordata; Testudines; Emydidae. Bases 48 to 2402 code for a protein of 784 amino acids. Gene Ontology annotation, cellular component: plasma membrane.
GCUGGGCCGUUACUCGCCCGCCGCGCGGAGCGCAAGCCGCCCGCAGCAUGGGGCGGGGGCUGCGCCUGGCGCUGCUGGCAGCCCUGCUCUCCGGGCUGGGUUCUCAAUUGUUAUUGCACAUCACAGCUCCACAGAGGAUAUCCUCAAAUAUAACUGGAGAUCUGGACCAAGUGUCCUAUGUCAUUACAAUAGAAGGGACACCGUAUACUCUUCACCUGAAGCAACAACUAUUUUUAUCUGAUGAUUUCAGGGUUUAUACUUACACCAAAGGGGGGGCUGUUCAUUCUGAUUUCCCACAUAUUAAGGAUGAUUGCUACUACCAAGGGUAUAUUGCAGGCUUUCCCAAUUCACUUGUGACACUCAGCACCUGCUCUGGGCUCAGAGGGCUAUUGCAGUUUGAGAAUGCUAGCUAUGGAAUUGAACCCUUGGAUUCUUCACCUGGGUUUGAGCACAUUAUUUAUCAAAUAAAGAAUGAAAACACUCAGAGUCCACUUUUUGCAAACAACUACACUGAUAUAGGGAGAGAAAAGGUGACAGGAAAGGUGUCUUACAAGCUGCAUACAGAUAUUGAAUCAAUGUCAGAUGUCACUAAAUCCCCCAGAUACCUGGAAAUCGAUGUCAUUUUGGACAAGGGUUUGUACAACUAUCUGGGUUCAGACAAGGAUCUUAUAACAGAAAAAAUAGUCCAGCUUCUUGGAUUUGUCAACAGUAUGUUUACCCCCCUUAAUAUGACAAUUGUACUGUCUUCUUUGGAGUUUUGGACAGAUAAUAAUAAAAUUCGUACAACGGGGGAAGCUGAUGAGAUACUACAAAGAUUUUUACAAUGGAAAGAAUCUUACCUUGUUCUACGGCCACAUGAUGUGGCAUAUUUAUUCGUUUACAGGGACCACCCUAGUUAUGUAGGGGCAACAUUUGCAGGAAGGAUUUGUCUCAGAAACUAUGCUGGAGGAGUUGCCUUGUAUCAAAGGGCUGUAACACUGGAGACAUUUUCAGUCAUCAUUGCACAGCUGCUGGGGCUUAGUCUGGGAAUAACAUAUGAUGAUUCUAAGGACUGUCAGUGUCCAGGAUACACCUGCAUAAUGCACACCAAAGCAGUACUUUCCAAUGGAGUAAAAGCCUUUAGCAGCUGCAGCAUUAGAGACUUCAAAAGUUUUAUAAAACAUAGGGGAGGAGACUGCCUCUCUAACAGGCCCUAUUUGAAUACGUCCUACAAGAGGGCUUCAGUCUGUGGCAAUCGUAUUGUGGAAAGAGGAGAGCAGUGUGACUGUGGCUCAGCACAGGAGUGUGCAAAAGAUAAAUGCUGCACUAACAAAUGUAGACUUAAGCCAAGAGCAAAGUGUGGUACUGGAUUAUGUUGCCAAAACUGUAAGUUUAAGGCAAAGAAUAAGAAAUGUAGACCCACGGCUGAUAGUCAGUGUGAUCUCAAUGAGUACUGCAAUGGGUCAUCUGCAUUCUGUCCACCUGAUCUUUAUGUUCAGAAUGGACACAGAUGCGAACACAAUACUGCCUAUUGUUACAAAGGACGUUGCCAGUCUCCUGAUAUAGAGUGUCAGAGGAUAUAUGGAAAAGGUUCUAAAAAUGCUCCUCUUGCAUGUUAUGAAGAAAUCAAUAGUCAAACAGAUAGGUUUGGACACUGUGGGAAUGAUCCGAAGAAAGGAUUUCGAACCUGUAGUUGGAUGGAUGUCACAUGUGGAAAGUUAGUUUGUACAUAUCCAAGUCGCAUUCCAUUCACUAAAGAAAAAGCUGCUAUCAUUUAUGCUCAAGUGCGCGAGCAUGUAUGUAUAUCUUUAGAUUAUAUGAAGCCACCCACAGAGAAUGACCCUCUACUGGUUAAAGAAGGCACAAAGUGUGGGCCUGGUAAAGUUUGUAUAAACCGCACAUGCCAGUUUUAUGCAGUCCUGGGAUAUGAUUGUAAUCCACAAGUAAAAUGCAAUGGUCAUGGAGUAUGCAACAAUAAGAAACAUUGUCAUUGUAAUCCUGGCUGGAAUCCUCCAGAUUGCACAACGAAAGGCUCUCCAGUAGGGGGAAGUAUUGACAGUGGGCUCCGAUUUUUGGACUCUGAUAUGAUCUUAGAAAGAGCUUCCCAAAACACUUUGAAGAAUUGGCUGCUGCUAAGUUUCUGUCUCUUUCUGCCUGUCCUUGUUGGUUUUAUCAUCAUGAUUGUAAAAUGGAAUGAUUUGAGUAGAUUCUGCUCAAAGGAGGAGGACUCACAAGCCGAUGAAUCAGAAGACUUGAGCCUGUCAGACAAUCGAAGGUUCUCAACGAACAUUUCUGCAAAUCAUGGUUCCAUGGUCAAUGCCAUCAUAUCAAAAUGGAAAUCAGAACCAGGUGUCCUAUGUUAUUACAAUAGAAGAGAGGUCAUAUACCCUUCACCUGAAGCAACAAGUUUUUUUACCCAAUAAUUUCAGGGUGUAUACUUACAGCCAAGAGGGGUCUGUUCAUUCUAAUUUCCCACAUAUUAAGCGUGAUUGUUUCUACAAAGGCUAUAUUGCAGGUUUUCCAAAUUCAGUUGUGACACU